UUGGUGCUCAGCGAAUUUUUCUUUCUAUCGGAAACUGACCAAGUUUCCAUUGGAAAUGUUGUUAGAGAUUAUUUUCGUCCCGUGCCAAAGGCAGCCAUUUCCGUAGUCUCGAGUCUCAAACCAGAGGAAUGGAAUGAGGAUUUUCAAAACCUCAUUAUUCUCUUCAGUUCAUACCAAACAUUUCUCAACAAACCCAAACCUAACAAUCUUCUUCAACAAAUACGUAGACAAGACAAACAUAUAUGCAUGGAACACAGUCAUUGCGGAGUUAGCUCGGAGUGGCGAUUCAAUUGAAGCGCUCAAAGCUUUCUCAUCACUUAGAAGACUUUCUCUAAAACCAAAUCGUUCAACUUUUCCUUGCACCAUUAAAGCAUGUUCUGCAAUUUCUGAUGUAAGCUCAGGAAAACAAACCCAUCAACAAUCCUUAAUCUUUGGGUAUGAGAAUGACCUUUUCGUUUCGUCUGCUCUCAUUGACAUGUACUCGAAAUGCCAUGAACUAAAUGAUGCACGUAAGCUUUUCGAUAAAAUUCUUUGCAGAAAUGUAGUUUCGUGGACAUCAAUGAUUUCUGGUUAUAUCCAAAACGAUAGUGCACAUAACGCAUUAUUGCUUUUUAAAGACUUUUUAAAUAAAGAAGUUCUGAUGGAUCCAGUUGUGAUGGUUUCUGCUUUAUCUGCUUGUUCUCGGGUUUCUGAGGCCGGUAUUACAAAAGGGGUGCAUGGAUUACUAAUAAAAAAUGGAUUCGAAGGGGAUUUGAAUGUUGGGAAUACUCUAAUAGAUGCUUAUUCAAAAUGUGGUGAUAUGAGUGUUUCAAAGAGAGUUUUCGAUGAAAUGAGUUGGAGAGAUGUUGUUUCUUGGAAUUCGAUGAUAGCCAUUUAUGCUCAAAAUGGCCAAUCUAUGAAAGCUUUAGAAGUCUUCUAUGAAAUGUUGAAGGUUGGAGAUGUUAGUUACAAUGUCGUGACUCUGUCUACUGUGUUGUUGGCUUGUGCACAUUCUGGAGCUCUACACUUGGGGAAGUGUAUACAUGAGUUGGUGAUUAAGAUGGGUUUGGAGGAAAAUGUGGUUAUGAGUACUUCAAUCAUUGACAUGUAUUGCAAAUGUGGGGAAAUAAAGAUGGCGAGGAAGACAUUUGAUGGCAUGAGGGAGAAGAACGUAAAGUCUUGGACAGCCAUGAUUGCUGGUUAUGGCAAGCAUGGUCUUGCAAAAGAAGCUCUUGCUGUUUUCUAUGAGAUGCACAGAGCAGGAGUUCAGCCAAACUACAUAACCUUUGUGUCAGUUCUAGCAGCUUGCAGCCAUGCGGGUUUUGUUGAAGAAGGGAGGAAUUUCUUUAGCACCAUGAAUCAAGAGUUUGGUAUAGAACCCGGAGCUGAGCAUUACAGUUGCAUGGUUGAUCUUUUGGGGCAAGCUGGAUUCUUGAAUGAGGCUUUUGACCUGAUCAAAGGAAUGAAGGUGAAGCCUGAUGUCAUGGUUUGGGGAGCCCUUCUUGCAGCAUGCAGAAUUCACAAAAAUAUCAAGCUUGGUGACAUUUCGGCAAAGAAACUGUUCGAAUUAGACUCCAGCAAUUGCGGUUACCAUCUUUUGCUUUCAAAUAUCUAUGCUAGUGCAGGAAGAUGGGAUGAUGUCGAGAGAAUGAAAAUCUCAAUCAAAGGGAAAGGACUAACUAAACCUCCAGGGUUCAGUUUGGUAGAAGCAAAAGGAAGGGUUCAUGUAUUCCUUGUUGGUGACAAGGAGCAUCCUCAGCACAAAGAGAUUUACAGUUAUUUGGAGAUAUUAUCAGUUAAAAUGCAUGAAGCUGGUUAUCUCCCGGAUACAACAUCUGUUCUUCAUGAUAUUAAUGAGGAAGAGAAAGAAAGUGUGAUUCGUGUCCACAGUGAGAAGUUGGCCGUUGCGUUUGGAAUCAUGAAUACAGUUCCAGGGACAACAAUACAAGUAUUUAAGAAUCUUAGGGUAUGUGGGGAUUGUCAUAAAGCCAUAAAGUUUAUAUCGAAGAUUCUUAAUCAGGAUAUUGUGGUAAGAGAUUCAAAGCGAUUCCAUCGUUUCACAAACGGGACAUGUUCUUGUGAGGAUUACUGGUGAUAUUCGACCACUUGAAAUUGAGGACUUCCCGUUUUCAGUGUUUUCAAGGUUCAUACAUAACUGUCUUGUUUCAACUGCCAGAUUUGGCAAGGUUCAUUUGUUUCAAGUUCUGGCUACUGGAAU
This is a messenger RNA of Papaver somniferum (opium poppy), 2197 nucleotides long. Its product is annotated as pentatricopeptide repeat-containing protein At3g26782, mitochondrial. Gene Ontology annotation, biological process: RNA modification. NCBI's taxonomy places the organism in Eukaryota, Viridiplantae, Streptophyta, Magnoliopsida, Ranunculales, Papaveraceae. The transcript has 2 exons. Gene Ontology annotation, molecular function: RNA binding; zinc ion binding; protein binding. The coding region runs from base 134 to 2074 and encodes 646 amino acids. The record is from RefSeq and is a predicted model, not a curated record.